This is a messenger RNA of Ambispora leptoticha, 369 nucleotides long. The record is from the annotation of a GenBank genome assembly. Lineage: Eukaryota; Fungi; Glomeromycota; Glomeromycetes; Archaeosporales; Ambisporaceae.
AUGACUACCCAAAACAACAACCAACAAUCUAUUCAAUCUACUAUUCUCUUGGCAACUGAAGGAUCUGCUUGGCUGAACUCCAAAAUUGAUAAUCAAAUUAAGGAAUUCAGGCAAUUCCUUCUCUACCAUAAAUACAAAGGAACUAUCAUCUUUGAACCUAAAAACACUAUUAUCAUAGAAAGUAUGGAAAAAUCUGUCAACUUUUUCCAACUCCCUAAAAACAAGCUGGAUAGGAUUAAAGAGGAUUUGGUCUACACAACUCCUGCCCAAAUUAAUCCUAUAACUAUCUCUUACACCAGCCGUAUUCAUGCCUUAGCCUAUGCCUACCACCUAGGAGAGCUGUUGAUGAAAAAGCCUAAAGGGAAUCUU